This is a messenger RNA of Phyllostomus discolor (pale spear-nosed bat), 1961 nucleotides long. RefSeq names its product insulin like 6 (gene INSL6). NCBI's taxonomy places the organism in Eukaryota, Metazoa, Chordata, Mammalia, Chiroptera, Phyllostomidae. The coding region runs from base 183 to 827 and encodes 214 amino acids. Gene Ontology annotation, molecular function: hormone activity. The transcript has 2 exons. Gene Ontology annotation, cellular component: extracellular region. The record is from RefSeq and is a predicted model, not a curated record.
CUGAGGACCGUGGCGAGCGCGGCAGCCCAGGCGGCCCACCACCUCGUACACACCUGGUCUGGGAUUCCUCACGAGGUCCGCACGCGCUCAAAAGACCUCUGCGUGCGCGGGCGCGGGCGCGGGCGCGGGCACGGGCGGGCGGCCGUUAGCGAGCGCGACACACUGGGUUUGGGGGCUCAGGGAUGCCGCGGCUCCUCCGCUUGGGUCUGCUGUGGCUCUGGCUCGUUCCUCUUCGGUUCUCCCAAGAGCAAAGCUACAGAAGCACAGCCAAGAAGCUGUGCGGCAGGCACCUGCUGGAAAGAAUAGUAAAACUCUGUGGGGAUGCUGACUGGAGCCACUUCGAGGAGAAUAUCCCUUUAAAAACACAGCUGAUUCCCCAGGCUUCGACGAAAGUUGAAAGCCUCAUCCCUGGCCAGUUGAAAAGCUCCCAAACCACUUCCCCAGCCUGGGGGAGAGGCACAAACGCAGUCUCUACUUCUGCCUCUCAGGAAGAAUUAAUAAACAAUGUGGAGAUGCAGUCACCUCCUGAGUAUCAAAAUAAAAAGGCCAACUUGCUACCUAAUAAGACAAGAAAAUUUGCCUCAUCACAAGAUAUUGAUUCAUAUGUUCAGGAGAUUAUAGAAUAUCAGAAGAAAAAUACAAACAAAAUUAAAACCUUAAGGAAAUUGAUUAGGGGGAAUCAUCUCCAAAGAAUACGCAGAGGAUACUCAGAAAAGUGUUGUCUUAAAGGAUGUACAAAAGAAGAACUCAUUAUUGCAUGCCUUCCAUAUAUUGAUUAUAAAAACUUAAAAAAAGAAGGAGCAUCAGUUGUGACUGAAAUAUACUAACCAUCAUAGGAAUUAUACUAAGUUAAUAAAAGCUUAAUAUGUUUAUUUUACUAUUUAUUUAUUUAUUUAGUUUUGGUAAUUGUCCUUGUAGGUUCUCUGCUGUGAACACCUGAAUGUACUUGCAAGCACUUGACAAUACUUUAUGCUGAUAAUAGGAAUCUCAGUCUUUUCUUUGUUGACCGCUAUUUUUCAUAAUUUUUAUAUUUGAAGAUGUUACUAGAGAUGAAUAGGCAUCUAAGAAUUACCUGUUCAUACAGUCAUUUUGGUAGAAAUUCUCUUAAGCUAUAUUUAAAUGGAUUAUGGAGUGUUCUGCAUUCCAUGUGUAUAAUAUCCAGAUUGAUGCCCAUGACUAUUAGGCUCAUUCCAGUAUACCAAUACAUCUGUACCACCAAUUUAAAAAUAACCAACACUCUUGUAACAUAGGUACACUUUUAAUUCCUUGAAUUUUGUUAUAAAACUCAGUAACUGGUAAGACAUUUUUUCAGUUUCCAUUGAGGACAUAAAAUGAGUAUAAUUCAUCUCUUUUGAUUAUGAAAUCUCUCUCCAAGAUAUUCUCUUUGCUUGGAAUAUGCUGAUAUAAUUAAUAUGACAAUGUAUUCCAUCUUGGUUUUUGUUUUCUUGGAUGGGCUUGAAUGAUAAAGCCCCUGACAAUGAUUCAGAAAGUGGUUUUGAAUUGGUUUAGGGCAAGGAUGGUAAAUGAGUUUUAUCGUAAAUGGAAACACCAAAUGAUUGCUUGUUUGCAGUUCAUUCGGUUUUUAAGUAAAAAUAAAAGACAAAUUUUCAUUUUCACCAGUAACUUUAUUGAACAACGUAGUCACUGUUUUGUCUCACUACCUUCUGCCAUCUUUCAGGUAACUUCAUAAUUCGGUCUUCCCAAAACUUUUUAUCUUUUGAGCAAAUAGUUCCAGGUACUUUUUGUAGUCUUCCAGGGAAUUGAAAUUAUCUUCCAUUAGGAGAAUUUUGUAAAGACCAAAAUAAAUGGAAAUCCGAAGGUAUAAUGUCUGGUGGUUACAGUGGAUGAAUCAGAAUGUCCCAGCCAAGCUAGCUUUUGCCUGGUCAUCAAAGAAACAUGUGGUCUUGUGUUAUCCUGAUAGAAGAUUAUGUGUUUUCUGUCAACUAAUUCCAGAUGCUUUU